Molecule: messenger RNA, 1692 nt
Organism: Capronia epimyces CBS 606.96
Lineage: Eukaryota; Fungi; Ascomycota; Eurotiomycetes; Chaetothyriales; Herpotrichiellaceae
Exons: 1
Coding region: 1-1692 (563 amino acids)
Biological process (GO): regulation of fungal-type cell wall biogenesis; cell wall biogenesis
Cellular component (GO): mating projection tip
Source: RefSeq, a predicted model, not a curated record
AUGGCAAACCCGUUGGUGAUCCCUCUCAUCCUUCCUGCUUCUCAUCUGACCGUGUCCAGCUUGGCCACAGCAUGGCGCUCCUUUUGGCACGCCAUGACGUCCAAUGACCGACAUGCUUCCUACGAUUCUCCCUAUCGAACCGGCCAACACAUGCCUGUUGGUCAAAGUCGACAUGAUCCCCUGACUUCGGUCGCAACGAGUGCUGUCGACUCUCACCCAGAUCUCCCAGCAACAUACCACGAUGAUUCCAAACGCCCUUCCGUAUCCUCCACCCAACUUGCCCCGUCACCUGCCAGGCCAUACUCACCAGGAAUGCGCUCAUUAGCUUCGCCGAAGAAUCCCAAUGUCGAAGAGACGGUUGCCCCUGGCGAAAUUCAAAUGCAGAAUUUCGCUGAUGGUGCUCCACCUCCACCACCUGUGGCGCACUCGUGGAAGAAAAUCGACCGCUGGGCUGAGAAGCACUACCAGGAACUGUGGGAUCAACUUGGUGAAGGGUGUACGCAGAAUGACAUCAACGAACUAGAGCACGAAUUGGACAUGUCUCUCCCCCAGGAUGUACGCGAAUCUUUGAGCAUCCACGAUGGACAAGAGCGUGGCGGACGACCCACUGGCAUCAUAUUCGGCUGCAUGUUGCUAGACUGUGAAGAAAUUGUCCAAGAAUGGAGAAACUGGAAGGUUGUUAAUGAAGAAUAUUUGAGCGGUGCUAGCAAGCACUCCUCUUACUCCAACAACAAGCGUCUCAGCAACGGCGCCUCCUCCUCCUCCUCAAGCCAGACGCAAAAUGGCAACCGGUUCUGGAGACAAGAGCUGCUGGACAGACAAGAAUCACAGCCACCAAAAGCUAUCCAGAAAGCUUACGCACACCCUAGCUGGAUUUCUCUUGCCCGGGACUGGGGCGGCAACAAUAUUGCAGUCGACCUUGCCCCGGGUCCUUUGGGCAAAUGGGGCCAGAUCAUCAUAUUUGGACGCGACUACGAUUGCAAAUACGUUGUUGCACGGUCCUGGGCUCAUUUUCUGGCCAUCGUGGCCGACGAUAUGAACAGCGACAAGGUCUUUGUAGACGAAGAGACUGGAGAGCUGAAGUUGAAGGAGUUCAAGACCGAAACAGUCGAGCCUUCAUAUAUGGAAAUCCUUCGCUGGAGAGCAGACCAGAAAUACGGCCGACGAGGGCCCAGACGGAGGCCCCAGCCAGCCGGACUAAACACUGCUGUUGUGGCGCAAAAUGGACGACAUUCGCCAUACGGCAGUCCGGUGAUUGGAACCGAGGAUAGGGGCAGAUCGCCCCAACGGUUCUCGCGAGGUCCCUCUGGAAGCCCGAGACACACUGUCGGGAGUCCUCUGGCUCGCGUCCAGGAGGAGAUUGCUCAACCCCAAGCUAUUCGACCUGGUGGAGACGUGAUACGAGAUUUUGCCCAGGCUGUUGACUCUCCCAGUGAAGGUAAAAAGCGGGAGAAACCUACGCCAAUCGACCCCAAAGCCGUCAAUCCUAACACCAAAGCCGAAAAGCUGGUUGAUGCACCUACCCCUGCUUCAUUAAAAAGUUCAGAGCCCAAGGAAUUCCCGGCCACAAGACUCUCAAGGGUAUCCACCGAAAGCGAUAAGAAAGACCAACCCACGGCGCCGGAAAAAUCCGAGGUAAAAGGGCUGGGUGUGGACGGCAUCGAAGACGAAAUGAAGACUGUGUCGAUCUAG